GGAUUUGCUGCCCCAAGCAGGUUGGCUCGGCUCCGGCCCUCGCCAUUUGGCCAUGUUGCCGGAAAGCCGGCCCGCGCAUGCCCGCUGUGCAACCAAGCUGAAGCGCUUUCUGCUGAGAUAUUUCCCGCCCGGGAUCAUUUUGGAGUAUCAUGGCAUCAACGGAGAUCUCGAGACCAAGUCGAUCGAACUUGGCAGCCUUGAUCCGGAGACAGAUGUGGACGCCUUGGUGAAGAAGCUGGUCCGUGAAGAGGGGCUCAUCUCCGAGAGCAACAAGGAGGCCCUGCAAAAGAUGAUCUUCAAGCUCAUGGACAAGAUCAAAGAUCAGGAGAGUCAACGAUUUGAGUUGGUGCAAAUCUUGCGAGGUCACCUUUUGCCAUUGACCAGUUGCUCUUUCAACAAGUCCUGCUCAAAGAUCCUCACGGCCUCCUUUGACCGCAGCUGUCGAGUUUGGGACGUUUUUGGCGAGGAACUUCUGACAUUGGAGGGCCACGAUGGCCCCGUGAACGCCGCGGCCUUCAACAACCCUUUGGGCGAUCGCAUUGUGACCGGCAGUGGGAAGUUGGCGCGGCUUUGGGAUGCCAACAGCGGGCAAUGUCUCCACGUGCUGAAGGGCCAUGAGGGACGUAUCACCUGUGCGAGUUUCAAUUUGCAAAGUUCCGUCCUAUGCACUGGUAGCUCUGAUGGCGGCCUGAAGCUGUGGGACGUGGAAAUUGGCCUCGCGAUUUUGUCCCUGCGCGGGCAUUCUGGUGACAUCUCGUCAGUGAGCUUCAGCACAGAUGGUGAGAAGAUUCUGAGCGGCUCCUUCGACAACACUGCCAAAAUUUGGGAUGUUCGAACUGGAAAAUGCCUUCACACGUUGUCCGGGCAUGGCAGUGAGAUCAAAUCCAAGCAACUCCAAGAUGGACAUCGCGGUGGCUCGGAUCCGAUCCGAGCGUUUUCGGGAGGCGAACGCCACGAGGAGACACCUCCACGAGGAGACACCGGACGAGGCUACAUCUCAGCCGCAUCCUUCGACUUCGCUGGGCAUUUGUGCCUCACUGGAAGCUUUGACGGAACAUGCAAGCUUUGGAGAGUGAAAAAUGGGAGGUGUAUGGACACCCUGAGAGGCCACAACAUGGAGAAGAAGGGGCAGGUGGACCGACCGAGUGGCAUUCAUCCGGUGCUUCAUGCUUGUUUCAAUCCUGUGGGCGAUCGCUUUGCUACCUGCUCGACCGAUUGCAACAUACUGGUCUAUCGUGUGGCGGACGAGGAGGGUGGUCAGGUGAUGACGGCUCUCGUUUGCAAGCUGAAUGGUGCGGGCCCCGUCAGCAAAGUGCAGUUUAGCCCCAAUGGGCGGAAGCUGAUCUCCAUCUCCGAUCGAAGCUGCCGUUUGUGGUCCAUCAAGGAAGGGACUUGCCUCCAAGUCCUGGAGGGUCACGGCGAUGAAAUCCUGGACUGCACCUUCGACUACGAAGGAGAUACCAUCAUCACUGGGUCCAAGGACAAUACCUGUCGAAUCUGGAGGGACAGAAGUUUGAUGGCCGAAGAUUAGAGAGAAACGGUUUCCACAAUGGUCUCCGUGGUCUCCAAAUAGAUAACGGUUUCCAUUACAUGUUGAAAGGGGUUUUACUUUUCUGGUCUAUACUGUAGAUAUAGGACGCCUGGGUGAAGUGACACAGU
Messenger RNA from Durusdinium trenchii, 1659 nucleotides. The record is from the annotation of a GenBank genome assembly. Lineage: Eukaryota; Dinophyceae; Suessiales; Symbiodiniaceae.